AUAACUAUUAUCUUAUUACAGAAUGAUAAUAAACUAUAAAAGGAAUUUUAUGAUCUAAUAAGUUAUUAUUUAUUGUUAACAAACUUACAUCUUGGUAAAAUUAAAUUAUGAUAUCCGUUGUUAAAUACCUAAUUGAAUCACUCGAAAAAAGUAAUGUGACCAGACUAUUGCAUACCUAAUAAAGUAUUGACAAUUGACUUAUGUAAAGUACAAUACUGUAAAAAUGGCUAUUACCAUAAAUCAAUUUGAAUUUCAAAAUAAAACAUUUUAAAAAUGAUCGCUAAACUUGGAAUUGUCAGUAUUUAUGGUUUUCUGCUGGGACUGCCGAUUUUGUUUGUACUGAUACCAAAUACAUUUCCAAUAAUAUAUUAUAUAGAGAUAAAUGUACUACAUUUAUUUAUUAUAUAUGCAGUACUUACCCAUGUUUUGGUGAGGAUUAUCAACAGAGGUAUUGUUUAUAAUAUAUGUGCCCAAGCACUUCUGUUGGGCUUAACAUUGGCAGCUGGUAUAAUAGUAUGUGUUCUUGCGCCCACUUCAUGGAAGCCAUUUGGAUGGUAUGUGUGUGUUAUGGCUGUCUUUCAUUACUCAGAAUUCCUUAGCAUUGCUGUUUGUAAUCCAAAAACAUUAUCACCUUCAUCGUUUAUGUUAAAUCACAGCGUUGCAUAUGGUAUUGCCGCUUUUGCCAGUUGGAUAGAAUAUGUAUUAUGGCAUAUUUUUUUGCCAGAUUUAAAAACUUGGCAUUCAAUCAGUUACAUUGGUAUUGUAAUGUGCGUAUUUGGUGAAGUACUUCGAAAAACUGCUAUAUGGACAGCUAGACAUAAUUUUACACAUUUAGUGCAAAACGAAAAAACACAAACCCAUUCACUUGUCACCAAUGGUGUAUACUCUUGGUUUAGACAUCCCAGCUAUGUGGGAUGGUUCUAUUGGAGUAUAGGAACUCAAUGGAUUAUGAUAAACCCUGUGUGCAUUGUUGCAUAUGCAUUAGCUAGCUGGAAGUUCUUCAAAGAAAGGAUCUAUUAUGAAGAAAUGACUUUGUUAAACUUUUUUGGUGAAAAUUAUGUCUCAUAUCAGAAAAAAGUAGGCAUUGGCCUACCUUUUAUCAGAGGAUUUGAGAUUCCAAAUGAGAAAUAACUACCCAUGGUUAUUCAUUACUUUGAUUUUACAAUUAACAUAUACAUUAUUGUAUAUGUAUAUGUAAAACUAAUGGUUUUAAUUAUAAACUUGUAAUUUACAAAAAUUCAAUUGUGUGUAAAAAACAAAUUUAAUUUUAAACAAAUGAAGUAUAAAUAAUAUA
This is a messenger RNA of Adelges cooleyi (spruce gall adelgid), 1294 nucleotides long. It is a transcript of the gene ste14, whose product is annotated as protein-S-isoprenylcysteine O-methyltransferase. Gene Ontology annotation, biological process: C-terminal protein methylation. The record is from RefSeq and is a predicted model, not a curated record. Gene Ontology annotation, cellular component: membrane; endoplasmic reticulum. Bases 274 to 1131 code for a protein of 285 amino acids. The transcript has 6 exons. Lineage: Eukaryota; Metazoa; Arthropoda; Insecta; Hemiptera; Adelgidae. Gene Ontology annotation, molecular function: protein C-terminal S-isoprenylcysteine carboxyl O-methyltransferase activity.